Molecule: messenger RNA, 4481 nt
Organism: Alosa sapidissima (American shad)
Lineage: Eukaryota; Metazoa; Chordata; Actinopteri; Clupeiformes; Clupeidae
Product: pyruvate carboxylase, mitochondrial-like
Exons: 6
Coding region: 1-1083 (360 amino acids)
Biological process (GO): gluconeogenesis; pyruvate metabolic process
Cellular component (GO): cytoplasm
Molecular function (GO): pyruvate carboxylase activity; ATP binding
Source: RefSeq, a predicted model, not a curated record
AUGUUAGUGUACGCGGGCAUCUCGCUGGAUAAGGUGUUUGACUACAGCGAGUACUGGGAGGUGGCGCGUGGCCUGUACGCCUGCUUCGACUGCACGGCCACCAUGAAGUCCGGCAACGCGGACGUGUACGAGAACGAGAUCCCGGGUGGCCAGUACACCAACCUGCACUUCCAGGCCCACAGCAUGGGGCUGGGCCACAAGUUCAAGGAGGUCAAGAAGGCCUACGCCGAGGCCAACAAGCUGCUGGGGGACCUCAUCAAGGUGACCCCGUCCUCUAAGAUCGUGGGCGACCUGGCCCAGUUCAUGGUCCAGAACUCUCUGACACGGGCUGAGGUGGAGGAGCGGGCAGACGAGCUCUCAUUCCCGCUCUCCGUGGUGGAGUUCCUGCAGGGACACAUCGGUAUUCCGCACGGAGGAUUCCCAGAACCCUUCAGGACCAAGGUGCUGAAGAACCUGCCCCGUGUGGAGGGUCGCCCUGGUGCCUCUCUGCCCCCCAUGGACUUCGAGGUCAUGGAGAAACAGCUCCGCGAGUCGCACGAUGAUGACAUCACCCCCGAGGAUGUCAUGUCCGCCGCCAUGUACCCCAAAGUCUUCCAGGAGUUCCGUGACUUCACCAAGAACUUCGGACCCGUUGACUGCCUCAACACACGCCUCUUCCUGGAUGGACCCAAGAUCGCCGAGGAGUUUGAGGUGGAGCUAGAGCGAGGGAAGACGCUGCACAUCAAGGCUCUGGCGCUGGGGGACCUGAACAAGGCGGGCCAGAGGGAGGUGUUCUUCGAGCUCAACGGCCAGCUCCGCUCAGUGCUGGUCAAGGAUACAGUGGCCAUGAAGGAGAUGCACUUCCACCCGAAGGCGCUGAAGGACGUGCGUGGCCAGGUGGGGGCGCCGAUGCCCGGUAAGGUGGUGCUGCUGAAGGUGAAGCAGGGCGACGUGGUGGAGAAGGGCCAGCCCCUGUGCGUGCUCAGCGCCAUGAAGAUGGAGACCGUGGUCAAUUCGCCCAUCUCUGGCACCAUCGCCAAGAUCUACGUCAGCGCCGACACCAGCCUGGAGGGAGAUGACCUCAUCAUGGAGAUCACCGAGUAGACCGGAGGGGGGGGGGCGGGGGGGGUCAAUACAGCGUCGCCAUGACAACAUGACGUUGUGAUGAUGCCAUGACUAUGAUAUUGUGAUGACGUUCUUAUGAUGUUAUAAUGGAGUUGUGUUGAUGUUGUAAUGGCGUUGUUAUAACAACACGCCAUGACAACAUGACGUUGUGAUGAUGCCAUGACUAUGAUAUUGUGAUGACAUUCUUAUGAUGUUAUAAUGACGUUCUUAUGAUGUUAUAAUGGCGUUCUUAUGAUGUUAUAAUGGCGUUGUGUUGAUGUUGUAAUGGCGUUGUGUUGAUGUUGUAAUGGCGUUGUUAUAACAACACAGUGUUUUCAGAGCCGUUUACUCCACCACCAUUGCCAGGUGCCACACCCUCCCCCGUUUCUGCUCCGAGUCAGUACGGUUAGAGUUAGAUGAUGAAGGCACUCAGAGAAGAGAGAAUAGACAGGUGUAAUUUUGUAGAUGUAUUGUAUAAAAGAGGAAAUCUAUGGAGCUAUUAACUACAUUAACCAGGAAUCCGUGGGGUUGGGAGGUGUGUGUCGAUGUGUUUUUGUUGGAGACGGAGCUUUCUGUUGCGUUUGCAUUUGUUUUGAUGUAUCCAAUCUACUUCUAACAGUAACGUACAGUAGAUCUGUCUGUCUGAUCUACUUCUAACUGUAGGGUAGAUCCCUCUGUCUGGUAAUAGAUCUGUCAUGCUGAUGUCAGCUUAGUCUAGCAUGUGCCUGUCAGCUGUGAACUCCAGACUGUCAUAAUAAUUAAUUGAUGAAUUAAUGAAUUAGCUAGCAUAGCAAUAAAUAACAGUUUCCUUUAUGUCAUAGGCUUUUCUCGUUGUGCUACUCUUGGCAAAUGCUCAUACUAUGUGAGAAAAAAACGUGUGUUGUUGGAUUGUAGUCACACAGUUAAUAUCCCUUAAUAUCCCUUAAAGUCAUGUUUUUAAUUUUGUCCAAGGUUAGCUUUGAUGGGUAGUUUGCAAUGAGUCAGGAAACGUGACCGCAACAAUCCUCCUCUCCCCCAACCCCCCCCCCCCCCCCCCCCCCCCCGUUAGUUAGUUAGUCAGUCAGAGCACACGUUCACUGUCCAGCACAGACAUCCUCACGCUAUGGUGUCCAGCACAGACGUCCUCACGCUAUGGUGUCCAGCACAGACGUCCGCACGCUAUGGUGUCCAGUGUGCAGGUUCCGCCCCGUUGCCUUGUACUCUGUUUAUUGGUUUCGGCCCUCAAUUGUGAAUCUCAGACCAACUGGGACAACUGGAAAUCCGAGUUGGGAAAGCUGGGAAUGUCGCUGCCCAGACAGCAGCGCACACUGUGUCCAAUCCGGCCCGGGUCUGCCCAGGUGUGUGUGUGUGUGUGUGUGUGUGUGUGUGUGUGUGUGUUUUUAAGUGUAUGGUACUGAGCCGAUGAGGUGAUUGUGUGUGUGUGUGUGUACGUGUGUGUAAAGGGACCAUAAGGACGCUCAUUAAGGCCUUAGUCCACACACACCUGUGCUGAGAUGGGGCUGGACUGCCCCCGAGAUCACUUGUUUAUUUGGUUGUUUUGCUUUGUUUGUUAGUUUGUUUGUCACAUGCGAACACAAAGCAUCUGACUCCCAUUCCUUUCCGAUGCGUGGCAUUCUCUCCUGAGGUCUAUAUCUCUGAAACAGGGUCACAGUUCUUUUAUUUGUGUAUUGUACAUUAUAACUGUGAAAGUUCACAUGUUGUGUUAGGGGGUUAAAAAGCACACACACACCGGAAUGUAUACACACCUAGUAACACAAAAGUAUUGUCCUGAGGGUUGACUGCAGUAAACACACACACAGAAGCACAAGAGAAGGGUGUGAAGUUUUCCUGUUGGUUAACACACACCUGAGGACAUUUCUUUAGGCGGUCAGGCCUCGGUCAUGUCCGCUAGUAGUCCAGAUGUAAUUGGUGCCUGCCAUUGAUUAUGGCUGUGUGGUACCUCUGGUGGUGGUGGUGUUGUGGGGUGGUCAUAGGUGGGCUGCUGGACCCCUAAUGAGGCACGAUGAGACCACAGCACACACACACACACACACACACACACACACACACACACACACACACACACAUACAGUGCUUCAUUACGCCAGGACGCUUUUAUUAACCUGAUGGAAAAGGCUUCUUCUCUUUGAACACAACCACCACUGAAGAGGUGACUGGUGAAAUGGCCUGCACUACGCACAAGACUACAGAACACAGGGAACACUCUCUGCAUUAUUAACGGUUAAUGGUCAGGGCUAAACGCCAUGUUUGGUCAGGAAGACCUCCAUACCCCCUCUGCAUUAUUAACGGUUAAUGGUCAGGGCUAAACGCCAUGUUUGGUCAGGAAGACCUCCAUACCCCCUCUGCAUUAUUAACGGUUAAUGGUCAGGGCUAAACGCCAUGUUUGGUCAGGAAGACCUCCAUACCCCCUCUGCAUUAUUUACGGUUAAUGGCCAGCUCUGUGACCCCUGCUCUCUGUGCAUAGGGGUAAGCGCCACCUGACCAGACCACCCCACAGGCACACUCACACUCUCGCCAUAAUCACGGUCAGUUUGACCAGGGCACCCUCCUCUGGCCCUCCACCACCAGAUUAACGGUGACCGUUCGGGUCCUUUGAUCCAGACUCCGCUCCGACCACCCGCCUGGCAGCCUUCGACUCACCACGCAGUCGCGUUCUGCGGCGGCAGAAAGUUCCGCGGGCCCCCGAGAACCAGAAACCCACAGCCCUAGUGCAGCGCAGUCACCGUGAUCAGUAAUCAGAACGUUCCGCGGGCCCCCGAGAACCAGAAACCCACAGCCCUAGUGCAGCGCAGUCACCGUGAUCAGUAAUCAGAACGUUCCGCGGGCCCCUGAGAACCAGAAACCCACAGCCCUAGUGCAGCGCAGUCACCGUGAUCAGUAAUCAGAACGUUCCGCGGGCCCCUGAGAACCAGAAACCCACAGCCCUAGUGCAGCGCAGUCACCGUGAUCAGUAAUCAGAACGUUCCGCGGGCCCCUGAGAACCAGAAACCCACAGCCCUAGUGCAGCGCAGUCACCGUGAUCAGUAAUCAGAACGUUCCGCGGGCCCCUGAGAACCAGAAACCCACAGCGCUAGUGCAGACGCCGUGAUCAGUAAUCAGUAUGCUGCUAAUGGAAGAGAUGUAGGGGACCGAUAACGUUGGGAUCGCACAGAUGGCAACCAAACUAAUCUCCACUGAGCCACUAAUUAGAAAUGUUGCAGGAAGUAGAAUCUCGUAUCUCAUCUCAUGUGUGUGUGUGUUUGGUGUUUUUUUUUUCCUGUGAAGUUUGUUUCUCUCUUUCUCUCCAUCUGGUUUUUUUGAUAACUGGAAUGUUAAGAUAUGCAAAUACUAAUCCAGCAGAACCUCUUGUUCUGUUGUCACGCAAAGAUAUGUUGGAGAAUAAAAACAAUAAAAAAGAG